Messenger RNA from Huiozyma naganishii CBS 8797, 1272 nucleotides. It is a transcript of the gene BIK1, whose product is annotated as Bik1p. The record is from RefSeq and is a predicted model, not a curated record. Lineage: Eukaryota; Fungi; Ascomycota; Saccharomycetes; Saccharomycetales; Saccharomycetaceae. The coding region runs from base 1 to 1272 and encodes 423 amino acids. The transcript has a single exon.
AUGGACCUUCAACGGUACGAGAGCAAGACGGGCUGUUUCAUACAGAUACCGAACGUUGGGCGCGGCCAAUUGAAGUACGUUGGCGUGGUGGACAACAAGCCGGGCUACUACGCGGGUGUUGAUCUGCUGGCCAACAUCGGCAAGAACGACGGGACGUUCAAUGGAAAGCGGUACUUUGAGACAGAGUACCCGCACAGUGGGCUGUUCAUUCAGCUUGCGAAAGUCGCCUCUUUGAUAGAGAGGGCAACCUCGAGGAACAGUUCGAGAAGAGGCACUCUACCACCACAGCCACAGCCACAGCCACAAGCAUCGUUGAAUUAUCGGUCCAGUAGUAUGGACAGUACUGGGUCGACUGUCAUCAGACGACAAGUGAGCAAUGGCUUGGCGAAGAUUGAUAGUGAUGACAAUGCUGCUCGAACGCCAACACCGAUAAAGUCCUUGGGCACACCAUACCGGGGCGAUACUGAUAUAGACAUGGAACGCACACCAGUGGCAGUCGGGGCCACUACACAACACACGACGGAUGAACAAGGAAGAAGGUUGGCGGAGUACGAACGGCUGCUGAACGAGCAGCGGCAAGUACUAGAGGAGAUCCAGCCUGCGAUAGACGAGUACGAGAGACAGCUCCGGUUGCUCGAGGCGCAGAAGGUAGAAUUGACCGGUAAGUUGGCGGAGCAAGCGAGCGAUUUUAAGAAACAGUUGCAGUACUACGAGGUGGAGAACAAGCAACUGACCGAGGUGGUCAGCCAGCUCCAUGAAGAAUUGAAGGAGAGCGCGAAGCGCACAGAGCAGCAACAGCAACAACAACAAUCCGGUGGAGCAGACGUUGCGGCUCUGCAAAGAGAGGUAGAGUUUCUCACGCACUACAAAACGGACAUGGAGCACGCCCGGAUCAAAUGGGACAAGGAGCGCGACCAGUUAAAGAUGCACAACGAAUCGCUCUCAAAAGAGUACCAAGCGCUGAACAAAGAACUGCUGAGCGCAGCAACGCCAAGCAAAGACAGCAGCGAGGAAAUCGCAACCUUGAAGCAGCAGCUCGCGGAAGCACACCGCCGCGUCACUGAGCUCGAGACGCGGGCAGGGACAGGUGGCGGCGCCCCCAGCACGCUGCCAGUGUACGAGCCACCUACACGGGUCGACGCCGCCGCGGGCAGGAAGCUCUGGUGUGUCCUCUGUGAGAAGACCGGCCACGAGAGCAUCGACUGUCCGUUCCAGUACGAGGACAACGGCGCAGCCGACGCGGCCAGCGAGCCCGCACCAGCACAGUACUGA